UUAAAUGAUAGCUAUGAAUGUUUUUAUGAAUUGUCACAACGUCGUGUACUACGUUCGGUAGGAAAUUCGUUUAGACUUUAGUUGCCUCCAACGUCUGCAUUAGAUCGGUCAUUCUGAGCGCGGUAAUCUUGAUAAAGUACGAGAGAAUUAUAUGACGAGUAACGAUGUCUGGAGUAAUACAGCAAUUUCCGGUAGAGAAAGAGUACGAGAAGAAUCCUGACAUCAGCCCAGAGGACGUCAGGAAGCUGAGGGAGUGGAUGAAGACUCAGCCACAUCUACCGGAACAGCACUGGACAGAUUUGGAUCUUAUAAUUACUUACCACUGCUGCGACUGUAGUCCGGAGGUCACCAAGCAAGUGAUCGACCUGCACAUCACCGCCAGAACUCUGUUCACAAGCUUCUUCAAAGACAGAGUUAUUGAUCAAAAAAUUAUAGACACCCUGAAAGUUGCUUUGCUUACGCCAUUAUCCACACCUACUGUCCAUGGAUAUCGGGCGUUGUACUGUAGACUCUUAGAUGGAGACGCCAAAAAAUUCAACUUCACCGACAUCAUCAGGAGUGUCAUGCUCGUGUUUGACCUGUGGCAGUACGAAGAAGGGACCUGGCCAGGGUUUGUUAUAAUAAUAGACAUGAAUAUGGCAACCUUAAGCCACAUCGCCAAGUUAGAUCUGAUGACGAUACGUCAGACGCUCUACUUCCUUCAGGAAUGCAUGCUGGUCAAACUGAAAGAGGUACAUUUUUUGAACGCGCCGCCCUUCAUGGAUAAACUGAUGAUGGUGUUGAAGCCAUUCAUGAAGAAUUCAUUACUACGCAUUCUACAAAUACACGAAAUUAAUUCUCAAGUAAUUUAUAAAUACGUCCCGAAAGAGGCUUUCCCAAGGGACUGCGGAGGGUCCUACAAGGACUUUAAAACAUUGAGAGAUGAAACAAUCCGUCGCCUGGAGAGCAAUAGAGAAUUCUUUAAACAAGAAAACCUUCGCAGAGUCAAUGAAUCAUUGCGGCGUAAUGGUGAAACAAAAACUAUAGAAGACAUCUUUGGCAUUCAAGGCAGCUUCAAGAAACUUGACAUAGAUUAGAAAAACAAUGCAGAACUUUCUUUGGUGAUUUAUUAUUACAUAAAUUUAUGCAUCUUCAUAUCUUUUUGGAGCUUUAUAAACGUUUGUUACAUUACAUAUUUUGGUAUUAUUCUUACCGUAUCCCUUUCCUCCCUCGUUUUAUAAAUAUAUUGGGAAUUAUCACCACAACCGCCAAUGGAAAAUACUGACUGAUGCAUUGUGUGAUCUCCCACUAAACAUAUGAGACGAAACUAUUUCACUGAAUAUAUGAUAAUCAUUAGACACGCUUCAUGGAGCGUAAAAAUUGUUAAAAUAUGAAAAAUUCACAAUUAACACAUCACCUGAAGUGUGUGAGACAAUUUAUAUUUUGCUUUGUUGUAGUCCAUGGUACAGGCUAUUUUUUUCAAUAAGGGGGUAAUUUUGUACAAUUUUAUACAACAGUACAGAUAUAUAAAUCAAAAUAUUUAGGACGUACAUCAGAUCCAACUGUCCGGUGCAAGAUGAAGUUCCUCAUGACAAUCCUGUCUUUUAUGGCGAUAAUAUUUACGGCCAUGGGAGGCCUGGCUGUAGCUCCUGCAGCUCAUAUAAAGGGCGACCCGCAUAACGCUGCAUGUGGUCGCGGUCCACCACCUCCUCCCAGUCCACCACCUCCUACCAACAGCACCGGCUAAUUUCUGACAGAUUUCGAUGCCCGUUUCACACGAUCAUGGCUAUGUUGAAUAAAUUUACGUAUAAAUAUAA
This is a messenger RNA of Danaus plexippus (monarch butterfly), 1796 nucleotides long. RefSeq names its product clavesin-2-like. Gene Ontology annotation, molecular function: phosphatidylinositol bisphosphate binding. The record is from RefSeq and is a predicted model, not a curated record. NCBI's taxonomy places the organism in Eukaryota, Metazoa, Arthropoda, Insecta, Lepidoptera, Nymphalidae. The coding region runs from base 165 to 1076 and encodes 303 amino acids. Gene Ontology annotation, cellular component: membrane. The transcript has 9 exons.